UCUGAAACUUUCACAUUAGGCCUGCACUAUCACAAUCUACUCAUUUACUGCAUGGGAAUAAUCCACAUUUGUAGAUUCUUGUUUUUUUAUAGGUGAAGAUUUAAACAACACAUUACAUACAUAUUCUUCUACGUGCUAGUGGUUCCCCAAAGACCAAAGUACAAUAACAGUGUAUUUGUGGCAUGUCAGCAGCUAACAGAUUCCCAGGCGGGCUGACUUGAACAAACACUGACUGUGAAACAGCUGCUUGCCUAAAAGGAGAAUAAUAACUGUCAUCUGUACAUCUGUGCUGUUAACAUAUAUCAGAAACAGUGCGCUCCAGUCCUUAUCCCAAAAUUAAAUUUCCUCCCUUGUAAUCUGUCUAAAUCUGGGGGCAUGAGAGAAAACUGCUUGAUCUUGAGUCAAAAUGAGGCAGAGACCUGAUUGGCUGGGGAGGAGGUUUGGGAGCUUAGCCAAUUAGACUGAUUAGCAGGAGGUUACUACACUGAUUGAAUGUGCAUGGAUCCUCAGUUGAUUCACCAAGCGGUAGAGGAUCACUUAGUUUUGAACUGUUUUAUUUGUCACAGUCAUCACUUGACACAAAGCUAUGGUUUUGUUUGAUGGAAAGAGAUGCUACUCAGGUAGUGAGGCAGACUUCAGCUCCUCCAGCAGCACAGGCAGUCUAAAGACCAGGGAGAGUCUCAUUUCUAACUCCGCUGGAAAGAAAGCUCCCUCACGAAGUCGUGGCACAUAUAUCAGACCACUCCCAGUGUUUAAGCCAGCGGGGAGCCCGACAGCCAACCGCGAUGCAGAGCUCUAUGCCCCCUACAGGACUCCUCCCAGAGCUGCCUCCUCAACCAACAGCAGCAGCUGCAACUCCAGCCCCACCUCCAGAAGAGCGAACCUGGGCCGCUACCACUCAUGUGGAGAUAACCACGGCAUUAGACCCCCAAACCCUGAACAGUACCUCACCCCUCUGCAGCAGAAGGAAGUGGCCAUCAGACACCUGAAGACCAAACUGAUGGAGUCUGAGAACAGAGUCCAUGACAGAGAGACAGAGAUUGAAGAGCUUAAGGCCCAGCUCAGCAGAAUGAGGGAAGACUGGAUUGAAGAGGAGUGUCAUCGGGUUGAGGCUCAGCUGUCCCUCAAAGAGGCCCGCAAAGAGAUCAAACAGCUUCGUCAGGUGGUGGAGACCAUGAAGAGCAGCCUGAUGGAGAAGGAUAAAGGAAUACAGAAGUACUUCAUUGAUAUCAACAUUCAAAACAGGAAGUUGGAGUCCCUGCUGCAAAGCAUGGAGCUUGCACAGAGUGGUGCCAACCUCCAAGAAGAAAACACCCUGGACUUCAUCUGUGACAGUCCUGAUAGUGGUGGGAAGAAGAUGGUAGGGGAGGAGGAGGGUGGGAUGGAGCUAGGUGAUCAAGGAGCAGAGGCGAUGGCAGACAGUGGGCUGCUAGUAAAUGACGAGAUGGCUAACAGAGCGGACAUUUUGGAGCAGGUCUUCAUGUCCACUGCGGUAGACUUCAGUCAGGACUCUAGUGGCAAGCUGAAGGCUGGGGCAGAGUCUGGGCCUGGGGUGUCUACAUUGUCAGAGGAGGAAGAGUUGAUUGAUAAAUCUACUGCAACCACACCAGCUCUACCAAAUACAGUUCCCACCACCGUCGCCAUCUCCACAAGUACAUUCUCCCAGCAGACCACAGAAGAUAAAGGAAUCCAGACCGACACAAUGCCCAUGUCUCCAGACCUUCAGGCUCUGCUCCUCCAACUGCUGAAGUUCCACGGGGCUACAGUGGGGGAUGCAACUCUAUCAGCCUCCAGCAGUCUUCUGGGUUUCCCAAACCUGCCCACUUCCACCACUGUCAAUCUCCAUGACACAACACCUCCUCCACCCAGCAUGCCCAGCCGUGAUCACCCAGAGAGCCCCGACACUUCCACAGAUUCUGGCAUGUGGUGCUCAGAGCCUGCACAGAGCCGACGGUUCAUGGAGGAGCUGGACUUUGGUGUCGGUGGCGAGGAACCUUGUUUGUCACCAGGACUGGAUGCGGUUGGAAAACGGUACUGGAGCAACAGCUUCCUGGUGGAUCUGGUCGCAGUAGCAGCCCCCGUGUUACCAACGGUGGCCUGGCUGUACUCACGACACGGUGUGGAUGGAAGCUCUCCAGUGUACAACAUAGCUGCUCUUAUCAGGGGCUGCUGCAUCAUGGGAUUGCACUCUCUCCGUCACGUCACUCACAGGCCAGAUGCAUAAUGGCUUCCAACCUGCAUGCACAUGCCUAACCUUGAACUAAAAGCACUUAAGCAUCUUUUUGAGAGUAUUUGUGAGAUUUGUUUUUGUUUUGACACCUGCUGAUAUCAAUGCAGUUAUUUUGGUUCCAACACUGUUACUUUGCACUGUACAGUUACCAUGAGUUGAAGCAAAAUGGUGACAUGAGAGGUAUUAUUCAUAACAGGGUGUUAUAUAUUUAUUUAUUUAUUUAUCAUUUACAUGUAUAAAAUGAUCAUCUGAGUAGAUGGUUAUGUGUUAUCAUUGUCCCGUGGUGUCCCUAGUUGUCCUGAUGUUUAAAAAAAGUUCUUUAUGUUUAGGAUGAGAUUUUUAGAAGGUGAAAGAUUGAAUGUUAAUUUCUGUUUGACGGGUUCUGAAAUUUCAAUUGUUUGAGUUAUUGUUCAAAAAGAAACCUUAAACCUUUAGCCAAAGCUUUAAUGUGAAUUCACCGUAUUGUUUUGUUUUUUUUUUCCUCCCUGGAAGUAGAGCUUUAUUCAGUACAGCCUGUAUAUUGUUCAUAGAAAUAAGUUGACGCUUCAAAGCAACUGACACUUGUUAUGUGCCUGAGCUAUGUGCAAUACUGGUGGUUUACAUCAAAUGUCCUUGUAUCUUUAUUAUUAAAGCAUGAUAAUUCUGGCCACACA
Messenger RNA from Lates calcarifer (barramundi perch), 2883 nucleotides. It is a transcript of the gene sybu, whose product is annotated as syntabulin (syntaxin-interacting). Bases 587 to 2224 code for a protein of 545 amino acids. The transcript is spliced from 5 exons. Gene Ontology annotation, biological process: synapse maturation; axonal transport of mitochondrion. The record is from RefSeq and is a predicted model, not a curated record. Gene Ontology annotation, cellular component: cytoplasmic microtubule; vesicle. NCBI's taxonomy places the organism in Eukaryota, Metazoa, Chordata, Actinopteri, Centropomidae.